Molecule: messenger RNA, 4135 nt
Organism: Coregonus sp. 'balchen'
Lineage: Eukaryota; Metazoa; Chordata; Actinopteri; Salmoniformes; Salmonidae
Source: the annotation of a GenBank genome assembly
AUGCCUCCAACCCAACCGAACCCAGGUCAGUACGCGCUGACGAACGGGGACCCUCUGAACGGCCAUUGCUAUCUCUCCGGAUACAUCUCCUUAUUGCUUCGGGCCGAACCUUACCCGACGUCCCGAUAUGGAAGCCAGUGCAUGCAGCCCAACAAUAUCAUGGGUAUCGAGAACAUCUGCGAGCUGGCAGCUCGCUUGCUCUUCAGCGCUGUGGAAUGGGCUAGGAACAUCCCUUUCUUUCCCGAUCUGCAGAUCACCGACCAGGUGUCCCUUCUCAGGCUGACGUGGAGCGAGCUGUUUGUGUUAAACGCGGCUCAGUGCUCCAUGCCUUUGCAUGUGGCCCCUCUGCUUGCCGCGGCAGGCCUCCACGCUUCUCCAAUGUCUGCAGACCGAGUCGUGGCUUUCAUGGAUCACAUUCGAAUCUUCCAGGAGCAGGUUGAGAAGCUCAAGGCCCUCCACGUUGACUCGGCAGAGUACAGCUGCAUCAAGGCAAUAGUACUCUUCACGUCAGGUGAGUGUUUACCAUGCCUCUAUGUUAAGGCCUUCUCUCAUAGGCGGGCGGUGAGGAGGGAGAAAAUCAGACUAGAGGCCAUGGCUGUCUAGUGCAGGCUACUCCAUGCUGUUUUGUAUAAUAAUUUGCUGCAUAUAUCCACAUUUAUACAUUUUGUGUGUUAGUCAAAGCGAAAAAGAAGUAAACAAACCGACCCACAGACAGUGUCUAAUGUAUUACUUUUAAAAACGUAAUUUAAAUGUGUAUUUUACCUCGUAUAAAAAGACUGAAAGACCAUAUAAUAUUUAAUAAAUGUUGAGAAAUUAUUAAGCAUUAUAUGUUUUAUAAAUCUGGAAAGAUAUUUGUUUUGGUCUAUGUCGCAGGCGUAUUGUUUUAUUACAUUAUAUACGUAAAGAAAAGCAUAAUUUGAGUAUGACACUUCAUGUAGGCUAUUUAUGUUGUGGCAUAUGUUUUUCAUGUUUUGCGUGCACAAAGGCGUAUCAUUUUAAAACAGGAAAUGAUCCCUAGCUGCCUGAUCAAAGAAAACGAUGAAAUAGCCUAAAAUGUCAUUGUAUUACUUUGCUCGCGGUAGGCUAUGCUUGAGAUUGAUUGGGAAUGUAGACUAUUUUGUGUCCUGAUAUUUCCUCUCACAAUUAUUGUCUUAAAUAAUUAGAAUCCCACAUUUUGAAAAGUAGUCUACAUAGGACAGCUCAUUACUAGCUAUCUGGCUGAGGCAAGUUUACCAUUGUUUACCUAUAGAUAUUUAAAGUUUGACUGUGGACACUUGCUCUCAUUACCAUUUGCAAGUACCGCGUAAUAGUGGAGAGUAGGCCUAGUGUAUAAAAAAGCCAAAAUCGACCGUGGCUCAAAAUAGCUCUCAUGUGGCUCUUUAAAAGUGAACAAAUUCUUAUUAAAUUGCCUUAUUUCAAUCAAUACAUUUCACAAUUACGCAACAUUUCGCUAAUGAUUGUGUUUUUUAAUAUAAGGAAAUGUAUAUAUUUUUAAUAAACACACUUUCACUCUCGAUGUCCUCAAAAAAUACUAUGCUUACUGACAUCACCUACAGCCUACUUUAGCCUAAAGUAACCUAGCAUGAGCAUCUUACUUGAUCUUUAUUUUUUAGAUCUAUAUUAAACAUAUCCACACUACUUUAAAUACUAAAAUACAUUCCUUGCAUAUUAUAUUAGGCAUAUAUUAUAUUACAUUAUGUGUAGGUAAUAUAUAAUGUUAUUUAUUUUGUAAUUAUUAAAAAAAAAUAUGUGGAUAUACAGACAGGUUGAGUGUUCAGUGAACUUGUUUUGAUUGGUGGCCAAAGGGGGAUUCAAAGGAAGUGUUUUAUUCAAUGUCAUUAAACCUACCCCAGUGCUCUAGUUUGCCCUCCUCGGUGACAUGGAAACCUUUAUCAAUGCUUUAUCUGCUCACAAGGACUUUUCCUGGAUUUUGGGAUAGUUUAUGGGCAUUUAUGUCCUUAGCAUCCAAACUUUGAGUUCUCAUUUUGUAGGCCUACAUGUGACUUUGCCCUUUUUGAGUCCCACCCUAAUAUAAAAUGAUUGCCAUCAUUGCAAAAUAACAUUUAAAGACAAACAUAUAUUUAUGUGCAUUUAUAUGAUCAAUCAAGCCAAUCUUGUCUACCUAUAGACUACCUUUGCUAUUGCAAUCUUAUUUUUGUAUCUUUUUUAUUAGGCAUUAACAUAGCAUGAUGACAUUGAGGGCCUUGCACCAAGUUGUUGUUACAUUAUGAUAUAUAAUAUAACAUAAAAUAGCCUAGAACUGAAUAGUUAGUUGUUUAAGAUGACUAGCUAGCUUUAACCUUGAUUUUUGUCAAUUUUAGCAAGAGACAACAUGUAGGGCCAAUGAUAUACGUAGAAAACUAUUGUUGCAGUCCAGGUUUACUCUGUUGAACAUUUUAAUUGGGUUACUUUUAUUUAUAUUUGCAAACAGGAAACUCAUAGGUGGUAGCCUAGUUUAGGUGAUUGUCUUCUUAUGAUUCAUAUUAUGUCCAGUUAUCUAUUGCGUCUUCAUAAUUAAUUAAAUGUUUCUAUCUGUGUUCAGAUACUUGAUGAAUGUGAAUCUAGAAAAUAUGUAUUUUAUGUUUUUUCAGAGUUAGUUCUAUGUUUGGGUACUAUAGGGUGCCCUUUCACAAGCUUUCUUUUGCUUUUGACUCAUGCAUUCACUGCUGCUCAGUCGCCGAAAUGCUUUGAGCUUAAUCAUUGUGUUGCGUUUCACAAGUUUAUAUUUGAAAGAGGUUUUGAAAUGUAAUUAAUUUCUCCCCGAUUAAUUGUUUUAUUUAUUGAUUAGAGACACUCAAAAUUAAUCCAAACGGAUUUGCAUAGGCUACGUGGGGCUGGGCCGCCUAUAAGGUCAUAUAUAGUAAAUCAACCCGAGAUCUCCGAGUUGCCCCCACGCAGUCCGCGAGUUCAUAAGGUUAUUGUGUCUGGCCAUAGUGAGUUAUAGCCCUGAGAAAUCUAGAUGAGGCUUAAUGUUUAAUCUAUUAGAUUUGGAGAAUUGAGACUAUCUCUCCUGUGCACUUGCUACAAGGCAAUGACUUAAUACAACAUCGUCAGGCCUACACAUAACGGUCCAUAACCCAGUAUGCUUGGCACAACCGUUUACAGCAGAUUUUUAAGCACAGCAGUAGGCCUAUGCCAUGGCGAUAAACAGUUUGGUUUGUACUAUUCGCAAACACAUCUUAAGACAUGAACAUUAAGUGUAUGUAUCUAUUUAGGCCAAUGCAGACUGCAAUCCACAACCCCCGACUGUGUUCAAAACACAUUUCACAUGUGUUGUUGUGCUGGCUCCUUUUCGUAUUUCUACGUGUUUUUUGCGUGACUAUUGACUUCACCCCUGCUAAUAAAUUUGAUUGCUUCCAGCGGCUUUUCCUAGGCUAAAUUGAAAAGCAGGCCAAGCAUGGUCUAUCAAGAAAAGAGCGGGAAAAUGUCAUAACAGCUUAUUGAGAGUAGCCUAAUUAGGUCAUAUACAGCCAUUGCAAUUUCAACUUCAUCAAUGUCUUUUAUACAUUUCUAUAUACUUGAGUCCCCUGAGUCAGAAACCACGAGUGGGCCUAUACCUUUCCCUCUGCUUCCUCAAUUGGAAACGCUAUAGGCUUAUGCUACACACCAUUUUCCAUCCCCGUUAGCUGCAUAUUCUUUGUUUUGAUUGGUUUAUGAACGUGUAGAGGUAUCUGCCGCUGUGUGGCGCGUUCCCCACUUGAACAGAUCGCCCUUGUUUAUUCUAUAUGACAGUCCCUCUUACUCAAUGUGAUGUAGCAUGUUUGGGCAGUGUGUUUGUUUAUUUCACUUUGUCAAUAACACGUAACGCUGAUGUUGAAUGAUAACCAGGGUGCUUUUGUGUUUCUCUUUUGCCUGCACAGACGCCUGCGGCCUGUCAGAUGCGGCUCACAUCGAAAGCCUGCAGGAGAAGUCUCAGUGCGCCCUGGAGGAAUACGUGAGGAGCCAGUACCCUAACCAGCCCAGCCGCUUUGGCAAGCUCUUGCUGCGGCUGCCAUCUCUCCGCACCGUCUCCUCAUCGGUAAUUGAGCAGCUGUUCUUCGUCCGCUUGGUAGGUAAAACUCCUAUUGAAACCCUCAUCAGGGAUAUGCUAUUAUCCGGGAGCAGCUUCAACUGGCCUUACAUGUCCAUCCAAUGA